AUGGAGAACGCGCAUGGGUUACCUUCAGGAAAUCAACAUUGGCAUUUGAGUGGAGCAUCAGCUGAGGGUACCCGACAUUUACUGGUUUUUGGGCUGGCCGGCUGGGAGGGGUUUGGAGAAUACCGGAUUGCAGAAGCUUUGGAAAUGCAACCCAGGCCCAUCAUGAUGAGUUACCUGAUGGAUGGUCUUAACUUUUGGCGUAAUCAAUUGAGUCACCCACUGCUAACCGGAAGGAAGAAAAGGAGCACGUCACUUCUGAGCUCAACUGAACAGAUCAUGACGUGGUUUGUGCUAAAUUGUGCUUGCGUAAAAAAUUGUGAAGCUCUGGCAUUGCCGUCAGUGUUCAAUUCACUGUGUGUGAGCCUCAUGCUUGAUUUAUAACUCAAAAAAGAGGAAAAAUAUACAAACAAAUUUUCA
Messenger RNA from Notodromas monacha, 417 nucleotides. The record is from the annotation of a GenBank genome assembly. Lineage: Eukaryota; Metazoa; Arthropoda; Ostracoda; Podocopida; Cyprididae.